This is a messenger RNA of Tribolium madens (black flour beetle), 957 nucleotides long. RefSeq names its product protein takeout-like. The record is from RefSeq and is a predicted model, not a curated record. The transcript has 5 exons. The coding region runs from base 109 to 855 and encodes 248 amino acids. NCBI's taxonomy places the organism in Eukaryota, Metazoa, Arthropoda, Insecta, Coleoptera, Tenebrionidae.
AAGAGACAAAGUGGAACAUAUCGACAGGAUUUCCCCCUCGACCGAAGUUGGUAUUACUUCUCAGUCUCAAGUAAAAACUACCUUCACUCGUGGAUUAUUGUGUGAACUAUGGGUCGUUUUUGUGUCACCGUUCUUUUACUCGUUGGAGGUUUUUUUACCACACAGGCGGCCAAAUUACCAAGCACUUUUAAACGGUGCCACAAAAGUGACCCCAAAUUCGACGACUGUCUCGUCGUCAACAUCGAGGACGCCAUCCACCAACUAAAAAAUGGCGCCCCUGAACUUGGUUUGGACUCCUUCGAGCCCCUCCUUAUAUCAGAAUUGAUAAUUGGGGAAGGAUCCGGUCCUGUUAACGUCCAACAAAAUUUCAAAAAUGUCAAAUUACACGGCCUCACUGGAUCGAAAGUGUUGAGCCACAAAGCCCACUUGGAGAAUAACAUGCUGUUUGCACAGUCAGUGACGCCAAUGUUACGCUUGGAGGCCGAUUACGACAUGAAAGGACGAGUUUUGUUACUACCAAUUUUCGGAAAUGGACCUUGUAAUGUCACUUUAGUCAACACGAAAAUCAACCACACGCUUAUCGGGGAGCCCUUUGAGCGCAAGGGCCGGACUUUCCUCAAAUGGGUGGACUACAAAGUGACCCUUCGCCCCGAAAUUGUCAAAUUUCAUUUCGCUAAUUUAUUCAACGGUGAUGAUCGACUCGGAGACGAAAUCAACCGAGUGAUCAACGAUAAUUGGGAUGCUGUCUUCACCGAUGUCAGAGACGGCUAUGAGAAGAGUUUCGGGUUGAUUUUCAAGGAUUUGGCCAAUCGGGUUUUCACACGUGUGCCACUCAAAGACAUAUUUCUGGAGUAAAAUCCGGUUUUAUUUAGUAUUUCUAGUUUGUAGUUAUAGACUGUUUAUUUUUGUAUAUUUUCCAAUGAAUAAAUGAUUUUAAUAUUGACCCAGUUAGACAGA